AUGACACCAUUCGAGGUUCCGGUCAGCGCCUCGGCUUCCGACGUAAGCGUGUCUGGAAGAGGUAUUGCCAGAGCGACCUCGUCUCAUCUAAGGCCCGAAGAUGCCUUCUUGAACCACUCUCCGCCCCACCGAUCGACCAGCAAGAAUGCGCCGCCCGACGACAGGCGCAAAAGGGACAGUCGCGGCAGCCGUAAUGCCAGCCGGAGGAGACCACGCACAUGGAAGAAGCUGCUCUGGGUGAAGCAAGCAUAUCCCGAUAACUAUACCGAUGAAGAGACCUUCUUGGACCAUCUCCAACGCAAUCCGCGCCUUCGACCCUAUGACUUCUGGCCGCUUGUAUCAGACUCUACUGUCAUCGUGCAACACAUCGGUUCCGUCAUUAUUUUCGCCUGCUGCUUUGUCGGCAUUGAGAAAGAGCGUGUAUCACCUGUAUCUGUCGUGAGCUGGGCCACUUUCGGAACCGUCUUGGGAUGGGUCGCUCGUGAUUACUGGGUAGGCCAGGAAGAGGCUGUACAGGCUGCUCGCGCUGCCCUUGCUGAGGCCACUGCCUCGUCCAAAGCUGUCGUAGACAGUCAGCGCCUGCAACAUGGUCCCUUGAGUCCUACGGAUCCCAAUGCCAUCAUGUCAGACAACGGUAAGCUUGGCCUAGGUAUCUCGAGUGUCGCCGUAUCGCGGCCGUUGUCUGUUGUUUCAGCGGCAGAGAGCUCAGCAUCACCGACGCCUACUACUAGUCAUCCUAAUGGUGCCGCUACGUUCGCAAGUUACAGCUACUAUCCGCCCUUCGAGAGUCAAACCUCUUCGCUCUCGCCUCGUAACCAGGAGAGAUUAGCAACUGCCAAGUCUGCAAUCUUGAUCUAUUGUGCAUUGCUGGGUUUGAGCCCGAUCUUGAAAUCUUUGACCUUGUCGACAUCUUCUGAUUCUAUCUGGGCUAUGAGUACCUGGCUUUUGAUCAUCAACAUCUUCACCUUUGACUAUGGUGCUGGUGUUGAAGCGAAAUUUCCCGCUUCUCUGUCAACGAAUGCUGCUCUCAUGGCCUCUACAGUCCUGGCCUCGCGGCUGAAAUACACAAACGAAGUCUUUAGCUUAACACUCUUCAGCAUCGAAGUGUUUGGGUUGUUCCCAGUUUUCAGACGACAUGUUCGACACGCAUCUUGGACUGGACAUUUGACCUUGACUGCAUUGAUCGUCCUUGGCGCUGGGGGCGGACUCUGCGUCACUAUCACAGGGGGAGGUUGGAAAGCUGGAGUCGGUGGUGCCGUUCUCGGUGGUAUCCUCACGUGUCUUGCCAUGGGCAUCACCAGCUGGUGGCUCAUCGGCUUACAGAGAUACAAGAACGAGAUUCACGGGCCUUGGGAUCCAGCACGUCCAAUAAUAAGACGACACUGGGAUUGA
Molecule: messenger RNA, 1392 nt
Organism: Aureobasidium namibiae CBS 147.97
Lineage: Eukaryota; Fungi; Ascomycota; Dothideomycetes; Dothideales; Saccotheciaceae
Product: GPI2-domain-containing protein
Exons: 3
Coding region: 1-1392 (463 amino acids)
Biological process (GO): GPI anchor biosynthetic process
Cellular component (GO): membrane; glycosylphosphatidylinositol-N-acetylglucosaminyltransferase (GPI-GnT) complex
Source: RefSeq, a predicted model, not a curated record